UUCUCCCGUUGCCUAGAUACAACACAACAGACCUGUUGCUAGAGUCGCCGCAGGAAAACGCUGAUUGGCUGUUGAAGUUCGAUGGGGUUUGCUGAUUGGUUUUCAGAGGGGAGGCUGGGUCAGUUAGCAAAAAAAAAAAAAAAAAAAAAGAUAACCAACUUUCUCUCCCUGAGCUCGUAAGUGUUCUCCGUUUAACUGUAAACUGAAUAUGUUUUAAUAACUAUUAUCUAGUGUUAUGCUAGAACCCACAGAAAUAAUCUUAGAUAAAAAAUGACGUCGUCGGUUAAGUGCGGCCGUGGAAGAGGCUUUACUAAAGAUGGAUCAGCAGAAGAGGGCAACAUCCAGCCUCCAGAUUUCAGAAAAGUCCCUGUCUUAGGGAGAGCCGACUGGCUCAGAAUUACAGAUGAAACAAUUGGUGUCGAUAAAGACCGCGAGCGCCUGAGAGAGGCAGCUAAACAAAGAGAGGCUCUGCACCUCCACUCUCAAGAGGUGGUGACAAAGUGGUCCAACACGGUUGCUGGUCAACGGAAAAAGAAGUUGGAGGCAAAAAAGGUGCGAGAGCAGAUAGAGGAGGAAAAAAGAAAACAGAUGGAUUUAGAGGAAGCCAACUAUAGGGAAGAAAAGAGGAAAGAGGCUGUUCAAAAGGCAGAGCUUCAGCUUUAUCAUCAAACUGACAGGGUCAAAGGAUUACACAGAGCUCUGCUGCUCACAGAGGUGCUAAAGGAGAGAGAGGCUCAAAUGGAACUGAAACAACAAACAAAAAGUGCCACUGAAAGGUGGGAAAAAGAGAUUCUGGAGAAGAUCAUGACCAGAGAGGAUGAGGCCAUGAAGCAGCAGGAGGAGAAGACACUGAAAAAGAGGCGUGAAAGGAUGGCUUUUGCUGAAGACCUGAAAAACCAAAUGAAGGAAAAUGAGUUGAUUCGAGAGCAACAAGAGCAGAAGGAAAAGCAGAAGGACCAAGAGGAAAUCCAGCGUCUUUUUGAACUUCAGCAGAGGGAGCAAAGAACUGCUGCAGAACAACAGGCGAUGCACAAAAGAAACAUCAAGCAAGCUUACAUGGAGGAUCUCCAACAAAGGGAGCAUCUGAGGAAAAUAGAAGCACAAAAGCAGGAGAUUGAGGAGGAGCAACGAAAACUUUUUCUCUCUGCCAAACAAAAAAUGACAAAGUUACGCAAAGAGAAAGAUAGAGAAAUAAUACGUGAGACUCAGCAGCACAGAGAAGGGAUUUUGGACAAAGUGGUGGUCACACAGCAGGAACGAAUGCUCCAUGAGGAGCAGAGGACUGCUAAAGCUGCAGAAGAGAUGGACGCAAGACGAGGACAACUUCAACAAGAGGAGGAGCAGAAGAAAGCUGCGAUGUUGAAGUCGAUCACCGAGCACAGAGAAUUCAUAAGUAGAGAAAAUGAGAUGAGAAAGAGAAUCUCUGAGCAGGAUUCCCUGGAGGAACACAUGAAAAAGAUGGAAGCUGACAGACUAUUUGCUGAAAUGAAGCAACAGGAGACAAAAAAAAUAAGAGAAGAAAAUGAGAAAUUGAAGCAAUUCCUCAUCGCGCAAAUGGCUGCAAGUCAAAGCAGGCAUCAGCAUGUGAUGACAGAAGAGCGCAAGUUUGCUGAGAAAAAUGUGCAACUCACGGCAGAGGAGGAAAAGCGUUUUCAGGAGUAUUCACAGCAGGUUAUUGACGCAGCAGCAGAGGCUAAGAAAAUGCUUUUUCCACUUUACAAGGCUGCAAGGAAAGGAAACCCACCUGAGGACGGUCCCGCUUCCAGAGGAGUCCAGCCCACCUGCCUGGUUCAGGAUGUGUCUGGGGCGGUGAUGCCCAGAAUCGUCACUCGUAAAACAGAAAAAAUCAAGAAGCUACAUGAGGCUGCAGACAUCAAUCAAGCAAAGAGGAGACUUGGAUUUACGUGGCCUUAGAUAAAACCUUUUUGACUGAGUAGUGGGGUUAUUUUUUCCCUUGGAUUGGUGUGUGUGAAUCAACUCCUGAGGAAAUGCUAGUAGCAUUGAGGUUACGUCAUUUUUCUGCUGUCGUUUCAUCCAUCCUUAUUAUACUAACCCCAGAGAUGUUUGCCAUUUGUUCUAGCUCUAAACUCAUUAGUGGAAAGUGAUCAGGGCACUGACACUAUAAAAUAUCACAUUUUAGUUCAUCUGAAGCUUCUUCUGUUUUCAGUCGACUCCAAAACAUAGAUGUGUCAAGUUAGUUUAAAAAAAUAAAAAUGAGAUUAUUUCA
Messenger RNA from Oryzias latipes (Japanese medaka), 2227 nucleotides. It is a transcript of the gene cfap210, whose product is annotated as cilia and flagella associated protein 210. Lineage: Eukaryota; Metazoa; Chordata; Actinopteri; Beloniformes; Adrianichthyidae. The record is from RefSeq and is a predicted model, not a curated record. Gene Ontology annotation, cellular component: axonemal microtubule.